Messenger RNA from Salmo salar (Atlantic salmon), 875 nucleotides. Its product is annotated as transmembrane protein 128. The record is from RefSeq and is a predicted model, not a curated record. NCBI's taxonomy places the organism in Eukaryota, Metazoa, Chordata, Actinopteri, Salmoniformes, Salmonidae.
UUCUUUGAUUUACCCCCUGCUACGACUGUCGCAUUAAAAAACGUCACCAGCAAACCUGGGAACAGGAAGCGUUAGCCAAAGCUAGCCAGUCAGACAAGACAAACAGCCUGAUAUCAAACAUGCUUGCUGGUAGUGAGUUCGUAAAUCUACGAAAUAGAUUCAAGAAAGAUGCUGAACUUCUUAUGCAAGGGGUUUCAGCAGGUGACCGCAACGAAAAGAGUCAAGAAGAGAAAGAUGCCAAACCACUCUCUCGGAUCAACCGCCAUUCCGUCUUCUGGAUUGUGUCAUCUGUUGGGUUGACGUAUUAUUUCGACUUCCUCCGGGUCCUCAUGGAGAAUGAGGAUAUCAAAAGCUGGUGGUUCAAUCUUGGUGUGAUACUGCUGGGAAUAUGCCUAUCUUUGGCCACAUUUUGCAUCGUAUACCUGGAGGGGUUCAAGGGCAUAAAGGACUACGACCAGGAGUACCCUGCUAUUGCCCCUAUUACCACAGCAGCCUUCAUUGCAGCAUCAUGCAGUUUAAAUAUAGCACUGUGGCCUGUGUGGUCGUUCCUCACCCCCAUCCUCCUGUUUACCCAGUUCAUGGGAGGUGUUAUGCUCAUAUCCAUGCUUGGGUGAGAUGUUAAGUACUAAAGCCUCAACAAUGACGACAGUUUGACUUUCGUGUUAAAUUGAUAAUGUUCAGGAAAGUUUUUUUUUUUUACGUGAAUAUAUUAUAUUUGAUAAAUUACCAAAGCUUUUUAAGUGCUUUAAUCGUUUUUGUAUAUGUUUUUGAAUGACAUGUGUAUUUGUGAGUCACAAAGCCAUUGUGCUAUUAACAGUUUAAAUGUGUGCUUACAUUCUGUAAAAUCUGCUAAAUAAAUAAUAGUUUGUAGCUAA